GGCCCGGCCGUGCGCGACCCACGCGGGGAGGCGAGGCAGCAUGGGCCGGUCCGGCGGCGGUGGGGCCGCGGCGGCUGCCAUGGACCCCGUGCGCAGCUUCGAGCGCUGGAAGAAGAAGUACACCCGGCGGACGAAGAGGCUGCGGCUGCAGCGCAAGGAGAGGAAGCGGCCCGAGUGGCAGGUGGAGCGGGAGAACAUCGGCCGCCUGGUGCAGCGCUACCCCGAGAUAAAUGCAAGUGAAAUCCAAAGAUUUUCAGAUUUUCCAUUGUCGAAGAAAACCCUUAAAGGACUGCAGGAAUCUCAGUAUCGUGUGGUAACAGAGAUACAGAGGCAGACCAUAGGUUUGGCUUUACAAGGGAAAGAUGUACUUGGAGCUGCAAAGACUGGAUCGGGCAAAACGUUGGCUUUUAUUGUUCCAGCUUUGGAGCUCCUCUAUCGACAGCAGUGGACAUCAGCUGAUGGCCUGGGGGUUUUGAUCAUCUCGCCUACCCGGGAGCUGGCCUACCAAACCUUCAAGGUUCUGCGUAAAGUGGGGAAGAACCAUGAGUUCUCAGCUGGUCUUAUCAUUGGAGGAAAGGAUCUGAAAGAAGAGUCUGAAAGAAUCCACCACAUAAAUAUGCUAAUUUGCACUCCAGGACGGCUUUUACAACACAUGGAUGAAACAUCAUAUUUCUAUGCAUCUGAUCUGCAAAUGUUGAUUCUUGAUGAAGCUGACAGAAUUCUAGACAUGGGGUUUGCUGAUACAAUGAAUGCAAUCAUAGAAAACCUACCUAAGAAACGCCAGACCUUGCUUUUUUCUGCAACACAAACAAAAUCUGUGAAGGAUCUUGCACGGCUGAGUCUGAAAGAUCCAGAAUAUGUUUGGGUUCAUGAGAAAGCCAAAUUCAGUACCCCAGCGACUUUGGAUCAGAACUAUGUUGUCUGUGAGCUUCAGCAGAAAGUAAACAUGUUAUACUCUUUCCUGAGAACUCAUUUGAAAAAGAAGAGCAUUGUGUUUUUUGCAAGCUGUAAAGAGGUUCAGUAUCUGUUCAGAGUGUUCUGUAAGCUUCAGCCUGGUCUUCCUGUCCUGGCACUCCAUGGCAAGCAGCAGCAGAUGAAGAGAAUGGAAGUCUACACUUGUUUUGUUCGGAAAAAGGCAGCAGUGCUUUUCGCUACAGAUAUCGCAGCUCGUGGCCUGGAUUUUCCAGCAGUGAAUUGGGUCAUUCAGUUUGAUUGUCCAGAAGAUGCAAACACAUAUAUCCACAGAGUGGGAAGAACAGCCAGGUACAAAGAAGGUGGUGAAGCUUUGUUAGUGUUGCUUCCUUCAGAAGAAAAAGGAAUGGUGGAACAGCUGGCACAGAGGAAAGUACCUAUCAGUGAAAUCAAAAUUAAUCCCGAAAAACUUACAGAUAUUCAAAAGAGGCUGCAAGCAUUUUUAGCUCAAGAUCAGGAGUUAAAAGAGAAAGCUCAAAGGUGUUUUGUAUCCUACUUGCGUUCAGUUUACUUAAUGAAGAACAAGGAAGUAUUUGAUGUUUUCAAAUUGCCUCUAGCAGAAUAUGCUCUGUCACUUGGUCUUGCAAUGGCACCUCGUGUGAGAUUCCUUCAAAGAGUUCAGAAGCAGCUGUGUGCAAACGAGGCAGCCAGUGGGACAGACCAAUUGGAGGAGACAGAGCAAAAUGAGAAUGCCCUCACCUUGGUAAAUGAGGAAACAGUGGAAAAAUGUGGAACUAAUUUCAGUGGAAAAACAUCUGUUAACAAAACAAAGGAAAAGCAGAGAAGAAAAGAAGCUGAGGAAUGUUCUGUUUCCAGUGGAAGUGCUGAGGAGAGUGGCGAGUCUGAGGAUGAGUCAAAAGAGGUGUCUGAGGAGGAGGAAAAAGAAGUUCAUGUACCUAACAAGGGACCAAACUCAGAGUCCAUGCAGUUCUUUGAGGAUGAUGAUGAUGACGAGGACGAUACUGAAGGUCUUGAUUUGCUGACAGUGAAACAACGGGAUGUUUUUGGUGUGGAAGCUAAAGAUAAUCCAGCACCGGUAAGUGUGCUUUAUAGUAAGGCUUGUGAAUCCUAACAAUUUUUUAUUGGACUUGCUCCAAGGAAGGAGGAGAGGAAAAGAGGAAAUUCUGCUGUUAGCAGAGUACUCGUUUGAAGUCAGACGUGUUGUGCAUAUGUAUCAGAGGCCAUAAAUACUCCCAAGGGAUCAGUGGUGUGACUGAACUUAUAUCAUUUUAUGCUGUUAGCACAGUUUUACCUGCAUAACGAAUAUCCUUGUACUCGCUUUGAUUGAUGAAUAAUGUGACUCGAAAACCUGGGAAAUUUUGACAGUUAUAAUUCUCAUCCCUUCCUAAUUUGCUUGUACCUCUCUAAAUAGCUGCCACUUUCAGUCAUAAUUUUGAUGCUGAACCACGGUUUAUAGCACUGGGAACUGAAUUGCAAAACACAAUGAGCCACUUCCCAACAGAAAUCAUAGCAGAAUGAUCUUUACAAGAAUGUAACCUUCAAACAAUGACUUUUACUUUCAACAGGACCAUUCCUAUUAGAAUUGAGCCAGUAUCAAAGAGAGAGAGGAAGUGCACAUGCUUCUUGUGAG
Camarhynchus parvulus is the source of this 2563-nucleotide messenger RNA. Its product is annotated as probable ATP-dependent RNA helicase DDX10. Gene Ontology annotation, cellular component: nucleus. The record is from RefSeq and is a predicted model, not a curated record. Gene Ontology annotation, biological process: rRNA processing. NCBI's taxonomy places the organism in Eukaryota, Metazoa, Chordata, Aves, Passeriformes, Thraupidae. The transcript has 13 exons. Gene Ontology annotation, molecular function: nucleic acid binding; ATP binding; RNA helicase activity. The coding region runs from base 41 to 2044 and encodes 667 amino acids.